UUUUCUUUAGCAAAUCACAGUGUAUUCGAGGACUCUCAUAUUUGUCUGCAGAAAUCAGCUUCUGGACAGCGGUGAUGUUGGGCGCUUUAAGGAGAAAAGUUGCGACCGGAGGUUCAUCAGCUUCGGUAUUAGGGAAGUCCUUGCAGGUGAUUCGGCCGAGCGUUUCAGCAUCUAGAGUGUCUUCAAAUGUUGGAAAAGAGAUUAUGUUUCUUCAACCGAGGGGAAUUGUCCAUGUCCGCAACUUCUCUCAUCUUGUUCUACCAGGCUCUUCUGCUGGCUUGACAAAGACAAGGGAUGUCAUCUCUAGCAUUCAGUCGGAGACUAUCAUGCAAAAGUCAUGCAAGGCUUUCUCUUCUGGCGAUGGUAUGAUAUUGAUCAACGUCCUCUAUGAUAUUAAUUUUACCAAAUGCCUAUUAGCGUUUUUUCCUUGUUUAAACUGUAGAGCUUGCUAUGAAGGCUGUGCCAAUCUUAAAGCAGCAUUUCUUGUCACAGGAACAGUGCGGAAAAUGGCCUUGAAAAUGGUUGCAGACAAAGAAAAAUGGGAGGAGUUGCAGAAGUUGAAUCUCCAAGAAAAUUUGGAAUAG
Molecule: messenger RNA, 584 nt
Organism: Hibiscus syriacus
Lineage: Eukaryota; Viridiplantae; Streptophyta; Magnoliopsida; Malvales; Malvaceae
Exons: 7
Coding region: 75-584 (169 amino acids)
Source: RefSeq, a predicted model, not a curated record